Molecule: messenger RNA, 1407 nt
Organism: Aspergillus puulaauensis
Lineage: Eukaryota; Fungi; Ascomycota; Eurotiomycetes; Eurotiales; Aspergillaceae
Product: CRAL-TRIO domain-containing protein
Exons: 4
Coding region: 1-1407 (468 amino acids)
Source: RefSeq, a predicted model, not a curated record
AUGACUGCCACGCCAAGUGCCCCCCCUGGUUCUCUUGGCAACCUCAAUCCAGCGCAGGAGGCCAAGCUGCGCGAAUUCUGGAAUAUUUUGCUCCAGAGCUGGGACACGAAUGAUGCAAAGCCCAAUGGCACACCCAAAUCCCCCACCGAGUCCACAGACACAGCGAAGAGCCAUCGCAGGUUCUUCUCUCUGAGCCGCUCGCAACCCCAACCCACCGACGACGAGCUCUCCGCAAUCCCACCCAAAAUGCUCGCCUCACUCAAAAGCUUGAAUACAGCCUCACCAGAGCUCAAAGCAGUCCAGUCCGUCUUAACCCAGAUAAGCGGCGACCAGCUCCGCGCGGCGUACACCAGCAGCCUGAAACAAGACCACCCGGACGCGCUGCUUCUGCGGUUUCUGCGCGCCGAGAAAUGGGACGUCCCCAAAGCGUGGAUCAAAUUCGCCAAGGCGCUGAACUGGCGCGCCAACGAGUUCCGAGUCGACGAGGAGGUUAUCGCGAAGGGCGAAGGGUAUGCCCUGGAAAAGGCGCGGAAUGGAGAGGGGGAGGAGAAGAGCGAUGGCGAGGGCUUCUUGGUGCAGCUGAGAUCGGGCAAGGGCCAUAUCCAUGGUGCUGAUGCUGCGGGGCGUCCGAUUGUUGUUGUGCGUGCGCGGGUGCAUAGCCCGAGUGACCAGACGGCGAGGGCGUUGAAUAAUUAUAUUGUUCAUUGUAUUGAGACGUUGAGGGUUACGAUGGUUCCGCCGGUGGACACGAUAACGGUGGUCUUUGACCUGAGUUCCUUCUCUCUCUCUAACUGGGACUUCCCUCCGGUGAAAUUCAUCAUUGAGACUUUCCAAGAGCAUUAUCCCGAGUCACUGGGCGCGCUGAUCUUCUACAACGCACCCUGGAUCUUUAGCGGAAUGUGGAAACUCAUCCAGCCAAUCUUGGACCCCGUAGUCGCCGCCAAAGUCCAUUUCCUCAACGGUGCCCAGGCCCUCGAGCAGGUGAUCCCCCAGAACCGCAUCCUGAAGGAACUCGGCGGCGCUGAGGACUGGGAGUACGAGUAUAUCGAACCGAAGGCAGAUGAAAACGAUAAACUACAGGACACGGCCACGCGAGACACCAUUCUUGCAGACAGAACAAAGCUGGCGGAUGAGUUUUUCGGCUUCACUGCUGAGUGGAUCUCAGGGCCGGAGGUUGAUGAGUCCGUGAACAGCAGUAGAGACCAAGUUAUUAAGAAGCUCAGCGAGAACUACUGGACGCUUGACCCCUAUGUGCGUGCUCGUACUAUCCUCGAUCGAACGGGUGUGAUCAAGGGACAAGGGGAAGUCGAUUUCUAUGCAGAUGCAGGAUCGAAGACUCCCAGCGGCAAAGGGGAGAGUACUUUGGAGGAUGCUAACGACCCGAGAUUUGUGGAGGUGGCCGUUUAA